This is a messenger RNA of Austrofundulus limnaeus, 2743 nucleotides long. It is a transcript of the gene ppfia1, whose product is annotated as PTPRF interacting protein alpha 1. The record is from RefSeq and is a predicted model, not a curated record. NCBI's taxonomy places the organism in Eukaryota, Metazoa, Chordata, Actinopteri, Cyprinodontiformes, Rivulidae. Gene Ontology annotation, cellular component: presynaptic active zone. Gene Ontology annotation, biological process: synapse organization. Gene Ontology annotation, molecular function: protein binding.
GUGGAGGUCCUCAAAGCUCUGAAGUCACUCUUUGAACACCACAAAGCUCUUGAUGAGAAGGUCAGGGAGCGACUUCGUGUAGCUUUGGAGCGAUGCAGCAUGUUGGAGGAGCAGCUCACCAUGUCACACAAAGAACUGGCUUACCUCAGAGAGCAGAGCGGUCAGAAGAGAGGCCUGGCCGAUGGAACCAGUGAGGUCAACCACAACUCUGAGAACACCCCGAGCACUAACGGCAAGAGGUCAUCAGAUGACUCACUGAGUCAGGAAGACGAGUCCACUCCUGGAUUUGGGAAAGCCGGGGAGCUCCAGGAGGUGGUGGACCGACAGACCGCCGAUCUGGGCCAGCUGAAGGACAACAUGGCCGCCAUGGUGUCCCGCAUCAGUGAGCUGGAGGAGGACCUGGACACGGCCCGCAAGGACCUGAUCAAGUCUGAAGACAUGAACACGAGGCUCCAGAGAGACCUCCGAGAGUCUAUGGCCCAGAAGGAGGACAUGGAGGAGAGGAUCACCACCCUGGAGAAACGCUACCUGGCUGCUCAGCGGGAGGCCACCUCAGUCCAUGACCUGAACGACAAGCUGGAGAACGAAGUGGCCAAUAAGGAGUCCCUGUACAGACAGUCCGAGGAAAGAAACCGGCAGCUCCAGGAGAAGCUGGAACUGGCCGAGCAGAAGCUGCAGCAGACCAUCCGGAAAGCUGAGAGCCUCCCUGAGGUGGAGGCUGAGCUGGCUCAGAGGGUGGCUGCCCUCACCAAGGCAGAAGAACGCCACGGUAACGUGGAGGAGAGGCUGAGGCAGCUGGAGGCCCAGCUGGAGGAGAAGAACCAGGAACUGCUCAGGGCACGACAACGAGAGAAGAUGAAUGAGGAGCACAACAGGCGUCUGUCUGAGACUGUUGAUAAACUUCUGUCUGAGUCCAACGAGAGGCUGCAGCUUCACCUGAAGGAGAGGAUGUCUGCGCUGGAGGAUAAGAAUGCUCUCAUUAGAGAACUGGAACACACCAAAAAGCUGAUUGAAGAAUCUCAUCAUGAGAAGGAGCAACUCUUAAUCCAGAUUGAAACAAUGAGAGCUGAAAACGAGCAGGAUAGGAGCCGGAGUAACUCCCUGCUGCACGGAUGUUCUCAGCUGGGCAGCACUCCAGAUUUCAGAUAUCCAGUGUCAGCGUCCUCCAUGAUGGACACUAACUCAGAUCAUUACGGUGGCGCUCUGGUCCUCAGACGGCCUCAGAAAGGACGCGUGGCGGCCAUCCGGGACGAGCCAUCCAAGGAUGAUCCAAGAGGAGAAGGAGAACACGGCCAUCCGUGCAGACGAGAUCGAGUGCAGAGUGGGUGGUGAUGAUGGUCUGGGAGGACGGUUCCGCUCUUUGAGCUCCAUCCCWCCAUCACUGUGUGCGGGCUCAUCGUUGAGGGGUUCACCGCCUAGCUCGGGCCACUCCACCCCCAGACGCAUCCCUCGUAGCCCCAACCGAGAACUGGACCGGAUGGGGGUCAUGACGCUGCCUAGUGACCUGCGCAAGCAUCGCAGGAAGUCUGCUCAGGAUGACAAGGCCACCAUUCACUGUGAGACGUCCCCCCCCACCACGCCUCGCUCCAUGCGUCUGAACAGGGAGGCAGGGCACGCUGCCAGUCAGGAGGACAUCCGAGACAUUCGAGGUCUGCAGGACGGGCAGGGCAGUAACCCCAGCAGCAGUAACAGCAGCCAGGACUCUCUCAACAAAGCAGCCAAGAAGAAGAGCAUCAAGUCCUCCAUUGGACGCCUGUUCGGGAAGAAAGACAAGGGUCGACCCAGCCUUCCUGGCAAGGACUCCCCGAGCCAAGCUGGCACUCCGGAGGCAGAGGGCUCUCCGAAGGACGGACUCCCAGCAGGAACACUUGGAGGUCCUUCAGAGAAGAACAGGAAGCUGCAGAAGAAUCCAAAGACAGGACAUGAAAUCCUGGAAGAAGCUCGCAGGCAGGGCCUGCCCUUCGCUCAGUGGGAUGGACCGACGGUCGUGGCUUGGUUAGAGCUGUGGGUGGGCAUGCCCGCCUGGUACGUGGCUGCGUGUCGAGCCAACGUGAAGAGCGGAGCCAUCAUGUCGGCGCUGUCCGACACAGAGAUCCAAAGAGAGAUUGGAAUCAGCAACCCUCUGCAUCGCCUCAAACUCCGCCUGGCCAUCCAGGAGAUCAUGUCUCUGACCAGCCCCUCAGCACCCCCCACCUCCAGAACGACCACAGGAAACGUUUGGGUCACACAUGAAGAGAUGGAAAGUUUGGCAGCCACGCCUCCUACGGAGGAUGACGAGGGCAGCUGGGCCCAGACGCUGGCCUACGGAGACAUGAACCACGAGUGGAUCGGUAACGAGUGGCUGCCCAGUUUGGGUCUGCCACAGUAUCGCUCCUACUUCAUGGAGUCCCUGGUGGACGCCCGCAUGCUGGACCACCUGACCAAGAAAGACCUGAGAGGACAGCUGAAGAUGGUGGACAGCUUCCACAGGAACAGCUUUCAGUGUGGAGUGAUGAGUCUGAGGAGGCUCAACUACGACAGGAAGGAGCUGGAGAGGAGGAGGGAGGAGUCACAGUUCGAGCUUAAAGACGUGCUGGUGUGGACUAACGAGCGUGUCAUCACCUGGGUCCAGGCCAUCGGCCUCAAAGAGUACAGCAGCAACCUUUAUGAGAGCGGCGUGCACGGAGCGCUGCUCGCCUUGGAUGAAAGCUUCGACCCCAACACGCUGGCUCUGCUGCUGCAGAUCCCAACACAAAACACUCAG